CUGUGCCUUCCUACUAACAGAAGAGGUAACUGACUGAAGACUAAUGGCUGUUUCUGCAUAAAAGCCAUUUCACGGUUAGGAAGUGUCUGAGCAUAAAUAUUGUAGUAUGCCACGUAAUAUGCCUCUGCUACUCAUAUCUUGAAUAGCCUGAGGGGUAAUCUCUGUGCUCAUAUUUCUAAGCCAUUUUAUGUGUGGUUGAGUUUUUUUUUCAUUUUAAAAAAAGUCUUAGUCCUUUACAGGGUACAUGCUUAGGAUCCUAUGUUUUAAGGGGAUAGAUUUCGCAUAGACAACUCCCUGGCUGGCUCAAUUCCCUUCCAGGUGCAGAACUCUGUAUUUGGGCUCUUAAAAGUGUACUUCACUGGCAAUGAGUCUGUAGCUCACAGCACAAUUCAUUAUUCUGGCAUGUUGUAAGCGUGCUUUUGUUUGGGACCUUGCUAAUCAUGGCUGCCCUUGAUCUUGGCUGCUUGCUAAAAUUUGUCAUGGAUGAUGACGACGAUGAGUCCUGUCUCCUUGAUCUUAUUGGAGAUCCACAGGCACUGAAUUAUUUUCUACAUGGACCUAGUAGUAAAUCUAGCAAUGAAGACUUGACUAAUGCAGGGUACUCUGCAGCCAAUUCUAAUUCAAUUUUCGCCAACUCCAAUAACACUGAUCCUAAAUCCUCCAUCAAAGGUGUAAGCAAUCAGCUUGGAGAGGGGCCUAGUGAUGGACUACAACUGUCAAGUAGCCUUCAGUUUCUUGAAGAUGAACUUGAAUCUUCUCCCUUACCUGAUCUCAGUGAGGAUCAGCCUUUUGAUAUUCUUCAGAAGUCCUUGCAGGAGGCCAAUAUUACUGAACAGACUUUGGCAGAAGAGGCAUAUCUGGAUGCCAGUAUAGGUUCUAGCCAACAGUUUGCACAAGCUCAGCUUCAUCCUUCUUCAUCAGCAUCCUUUACUCAGGCUUCUAAUGUGUCUAAUUACUCAGGUCAGACGCUGCAACCUAUAGGAGUUACUCAAGUGGUACAGCAACCAGUUGGAGCAUCUUUUGCAAGCAAUACAGUUGGUGUGCAACAUGGCUUUAUGCAACAUGUGGGAAUUAGUGUUCCCAGCCAGCAUUUGUCUAAUAGUAGUCAGAUUAGUGGUUCAGGGCAGAUACAGCUAAUUGGUUCAUUUAGUAAUCAACCUUCCAUGAUGACUAUUAACAACCUUGAUGGAUCUCAGAUUAUAUUGAAAGGCAGUGGACAGCAAGCACCUGCAAACAUGAGUAGCGGACUCUUGGUUCAUAGACAAACUCCUAAUGGUAACUCACUGUUUGGUAACUCAAAUUCAAGUCCAGUAGCACAACCUGUAACUGUCCCAUUUAACAGCACAAAUUUUCAGACAUCUUUACCUGUGCAUAAUAUCAUUAUUCAGAGGGGUCUAGCACCAAAUUCUAAUAAAGUUCCAAUUAAUAUCCAACCAAAGCCUAUUCAGAUGGGUCAGCAAACAGCUUACAAUGUGAAUAACUUGGGAAUACAGCAGCAUCACGUACAACAAGGGAUUCCUUUUGCUUCAGCAAGUUCACCUCAAAAUUCAGUUGGUCCUCAUAUGUCUGUUAAUAUUGUUAAUCAACAAAACACAAGAAAAUCAGUUACUCCUCAAACAGUUAGUAAUGCUGGCGGUAGUAUUGUUAUCCAUUCUCCUAUGGGACAGCCUCAUGUAUCUCAAAAUCAGUUUCUCAUACCUACAAGUCUCUCUGUCAAUUCUAAUUCGGUUCAUCAUGUCCAGACCAUAAAUGGACAACUUCUUCAGACGCAACCCUCCCAGUUGGUUUCUAGCCAAGUAUCUGCUGAGCAUGUUAUGCUGAACAGGAACUCUACAAGCAUGCUCAGGGCCAACCAUUCAUAUUCAGGACAGAUGCUGAAUAAUCAGAAUACAGCUGUUCAAUUAGUUUCUGGUCAGACAUUCACAGCUCCUGGAAGUCAAGUUAUAGUAAAUCAUGGAACUUCUCAAAUUGUUGGUGGACAGGUGCCAUUACAACAGGCAUCACCAACAGUGUUGCAUUUAUCACCCAGUCAAAGUAGUGUUUCUCAAGGUAGAUCAGGUUUUACUACAAUGUCACCUGGACAGUCUACAGUCUCAAAUAUGUCAGCAUCUAAUCGGUUUACUGUUGUAAGUUCUUCUGGCACAGUACAUCCCAGCCUGGGGCCACCAGUUCAGUCUGUUGCAUCAGGAGGAAAUUUUACUGGAGAUCAACUUACACAGCAGAAUAGAACACAAGUUUCAGUGAGUGUAUCACAUUGUCUUCCAGUUUCCUCUUCUAAAUCUAUCAGCACUUUCAGUCGCACAUCAGUAGGAGUAACACAGCAACAGUUCACUUUUGCUCAGGCCCAGAAAAAAGUUAUGAACCAGUCCUCACCAGUUUCUGCAUCAAAGUCACAGGAUAGCUUGAGACAACCUCAGCUAACAGGUCUUCUGAGUAACACGUUGCCAGGACAGGAUUCUGGAGGUAAAAUCAUCCAGCAAUCUUUAGGAACAACACAGUCACAGCAGGAAAAAGUAGUAGGAUCAUCUCCUAUCCAACAAAAUGUGCAGGUGGAUGUUCAUACAGUUGGACAAAAGAGGCCUGCUGCUAAACAGCUAACAAAAGGAGCUUUUAUUCUACAGCAGUUACAGAAGGACCAGGCACAUGCUGUGACACCAGAUAAAAGUCAAUUCAGAUCGUUAAAUGAUGCAGUCCAGAGACUCCUCUCAUAUCAUGUGUGCCAGGGAUCACUGCCAACCAAGGAGGAUUUAAGAAAAGUGGACAGUGAAUUUGAAUCUGUAGCCACGCAGCUUCUGAAAAGGACACAAGCUAUGCUAAAUAAGUACAGAUGUUUGCUCAUAGAAGAUGCAAUGCGGAUAAAUCCCUCUGCAGAAAUGGUCAUGAUUGACAGGAUGUUUAACCAGGAAGAAAGGGCAUCUCUGUCCCGGGAUAAGCGCCUUGCACUAGUGGAUCCUGAUGGUUAUCUGGCUGAUUUUUGUUGUUCUUCUAAACAAUUUGAUGGAACUGCUGAUGAAGCACAGUCCAGUGAAAGUGAUCAUCAGUGUAGUAAAACUUUGACUUCUCACAGUCAGACUACCAAGAUCCAAACCAGAGACCGAUCAAAAUCCAGCACAGCAGAGUCUACAAAUCAUGACAAACUUCAUUUAGUGCCUAACAACAUUAUGACACAACUAGAAGGAAAAAUUUCUACUAAAAAAACGGAAAGCCUCACUAAAGCUUUAAAGUUUGAGAAGGCUAGCUGUUCUCCUGACAGUCAAUACAUGGCUGUCUCUGAAGAGACAUUGGCUGGUAAAGAUCUUGCCAAGACCAAUGAAAAUUCUUCAAGUUCUGAAGACCUGUCAAAAACCUUGUCAAGAGCUAAUCAUGGUACACAUAAAAUGUCAAGGAAUACAGUUGAAUCUCACUCAGAGGUAAUCUGUAAUAAUAACUCCCUCCAAGACAAAACUCAGAGGAGCUUUCCAAAGAAUGAGGUUUCACAUCCUGACAACAUGAAAGGUUCGGGUGAACCCCAACAGGAUUUACUCCUCAAUAAGAGUUUAGAAACUACAUUCAAAAACAUUUUGGAACUGAAAAAAACUGGGAGACAGCCACAAAGUGAGGCUACUGGUAGUGGCUCUGUAGAAUUAGACUUUCCAAACUUUUCACCAAUUGCUUCACAAGAAAACUGCCUGGAAAAAUUUAUUCCAGAUCACAGUGAAGGUGUUGUAGAAACGGACUCUAUUUUAGAAGCAGCUGUAAAUAGUAUCUUAGAGUGUUAAUAGUUACAGUACCAUGGACAAGUUAUGUUUCUCUUAGUAGAAGCAAAUGUGAAUGACACCACAAGUACAGCCUGACAUAUGUCAAAGGUUAAUCUUUCUAAACUAGAUUCUGUUCUGUGUUUGAGAGCAAUACUCAUUGUGAUUACAGUGAGAUAUCCAGUAAAGUUAAUCCUUGUUAGAAUGCAGUCUGUUGGGGCCUACACAUUUCAAGUAUUAUAAUGAUAGUGCUUAUGGUAAUUGUUUAACACUGCGAUUUAAUGAGAUUGAAGUUCACUAGGCCCUAGGUAAUAAGGUAAUAUACUGACAAUCACAGUCGUAUGAAAAGACCGAUUUAUUCAAGAAAACUUUAAAAAGACAAAUGGAAGCAACAAUUUUCCCCCUUCCAUAAAUCACUAGAUUUUAGUUUUUUUCCAGGAAAAGCUCGUGGUUAAAUACCCAUUGUACCUCUAUUCAGAAAUGAUUGUCUGUCUGAUUUAUUAAUGAAUCCAUCUGCUCUAGGAUUUUAAGUUGGAAGGAUGUCAUCGGUACGUUUAUAGGGCUUCAUAUUUUAAGUGCUUUUCUGUUGUCACUGAGCAGAAAGUAGUACAUGAGUAUAUCUGUAGUGGGUGAAUUUAGUCUGUGGAAUGAUACUGUAUAAUGUUAGUCACAACGGUAUGGUGUGAAAUAAUAUAUGGUAGACUAAGGAAAGAAGAACAGAAGCCAGUAAGUGGCAAAGUAUACAGGAGGAGGUCAUGAUAGAGCCAUGAAUUUAUAUAUAUAAAUAUAUAUAUAUAUAUGUUAACUCUUGAGGAGAAGGUUUUGCAUUUUAUAAUUGGAUAUAGUCAACCUAAGUCUUUCUGAAGUGGUAUAAAUGUUUUUUUUUUUUUUUUUUUAAGACCAAGUGUCAAAAACACUUUUAUUUGAAAACUGUGUUAUUAAAUUAGUAGUUUAUACUUUGAGGGGACAUUAGCUGUAAUCUGAGAAAUUUAAAGGCCAGUGUUGUUGCUUGUUUCUGCUUCUUGCUGUCAGAGAAUAUUAGUCAUCCACAGCAGCAGUCAUAACUACCAAAAUAUGUACAGACCAAAGUUAAUCAGCUAUCCCAUUGUUAAAACAUAUCGAAACCUGUGUAAUUAUUAAUUCACAUUUUAGAGCCAAAGGAAACCCCUGCGUGGUUUGUAUUUGGCUGGUGUUCAUGUUGACGAGAAUAGAAGCUUGUUAUUUUAUUUAUUUAUUUUUAAUAUGUGACAUUUUCCCUUUUAUGGCCCAUGCUUCUUUUUUAAUAGUUUACUUUGGUCAUUAGUGCUGUUGUGCACAUAAGUGUUCUGCCAUUACCACGAUGAAUCUAGCAUGUAUGUCUGCUCAGAAGGGUAGAGCUGUUGUGGUUUCUAAGGCAUGCUCUCUAUCUCUCUUUCCUUCUAUCUUCCUCCCUGUUGCUCUCAAAAAUAAACAGCCAUGUUUCAAAAUUUGCUGAUUGCCAUUAUCAUAAUCUAGAGACUUAUUGUGACAAACUGUGGUUGUCAGUCAGAUUGCCAGAACUGCCAGGAAAGAAAACAAAAGGCCAGGUUUUGCUAUCCUUUACACCAGUGAGUUUGCACCAGUGUAAAAGAGAGCAGAAUUUGGUCCUUGGGCUUUUAACAGCACAAAAUUAUAAUGCACCUCAUCUUGUUGAGCUGCAGCCCACUAUGUGAUAACGUAAGAAAACCAAAUCUAGUCAACCUGAGAAAGAUAACAAUAGUUAAGUUAUAAUUAAGGUUCAGUUCCCCUUCAAUGUGAAUGGAAAUAUAAAUAUUUUGUACAUUAUUAAUUGCCAUUUUAAAAAAUUUGUGCCAAUUUUAAAGUACAAAUUUGUCAAAAUCCAACAUUCCCAAAUGUCAUGUAAAACAUUUAAAAUAAUAACAUGGUAUUGCCAGUUUUAAAUUUCUAGCUGGGCAUCAUUACAGUAGACUCUCAGGCAAUUAGCUAUUUUCUAGUUAAUGAGACUGACAGUAUAGUCUUUGCCAAUUGCCUUUGAAAUGUCAUAAAGAUAAUGAUGGCUGUAUCCUGAGGAUAAUGUAUCUUAUAAUUCAUUCAAUUUCAGCCAGUCUGAGCACUCUAGAAAGGAAGGCUGUAAGUUAUAUCAGCAAUGUAAAUUAGUUUAAUUUUCAUCUUAUGAGAAAAAGAUGCACAUUUAUGGAUCUUGUCACUCUUGGUACCAUCUCAAACAGCAUAUUAGCUUUCAAGCAUCUGUACAGCAACUACAUAACCUAAAUAACAAAAUGUUGUGUCCAUUAUGUAAAUUUAUUUUCCUGGGCAGUGAAUUAUCGAUAAUGACAAAUAAAGAUUAAGACAUGUUUUUUAUCAUUGUUGAUUAGGUCAGACAAAGGUUUGUCCAAACAUCUUAUGUCAGGAAUCCAUUGAGCAAAGGCCAGCAAACUUACUGUUGGAUCAUUAGUGUUCUGUUAUUCAUUAAUUUGAAUUCUAUUUUAGGAAUACUUGUACUUGGUAAUGCAGUAAACAAAAUAAUCUUAUAUAUGAAAUGUUGUUUUAAUAAAGUGUGAAUUGGAAUCUGAUCCAGUGAAAUACUUUAACACAUGCCUGAUUUUAAGCACAUGCUAAAAUGCUUUGCUGGAUCAGUAUAAUGAUUUCCAAUGUUCUUGAAUACUGCCUAAGGUUAAAAUAAAUUUUAAACUGGCAAUUACAAAAAAAAUUUUAACUUUGAAGAGUUUAGCAUAAUUUAUCUCUUAGAUUAGGGAGGCCUUACAGACUGACUUCGCUUAAAGAGGAUGUGUCACUUAUUGUCAAUGUGGUAUGGACUUUAUUUGCUUAAAUACCUUCAUUUGUAUAGUAUGUCUCACUUGAAAUUGCUUUGUAUACAUUUUGUAAAAAUAUUUAUAAAAUGUUUUGUAAAAAAAGUAUAACAAAUUGCAGUUUAUUUUGUUAUGUUGGAUAAAUACUGUUAAAAGACACGAGUUGGUAAAUAUAUUGUUAAUCCAUGGAUAGGAAAUGUUUAGUUGGAGAUUACAGAUUGAAACAACCAUUGCAAUACAGCCAAA
Messenger RNA from Terrapene triunguis (Three-toed box turtle), 6769 nucleotides. It is a transcript of the gene BICRAL, whose product is annotated as BRD4 interacting chromatin remodeling complex associated protein like. Lineage: Eukaryota; Metazoa; Chordata; Testudines; Emydidae. Gene Ontology annotation, biological process: positive regulation of DNA-templated transcription. Bases 441 to 3758 code for a protein of 1105 amino acids. Gene Ontology annotation, cellular component: SWI/SNF complex. The record is from RefSeq and is a predicted model, not a curated record. The transcript is spliced from 12 exons.